AUGUGGGAAAUAAAGCAUAAGAAUUAUGAAACAGCUGUACUGGGAAGAAAUGUGACCAUCUUCUGCAAUUUGACAAGUCUGGAAAAUGUUCUGCAAGUCACCUGGCAGAAAAUUGAAGGCUCUUUGCUACAAAAUAUCGGCACUUACAGCCAUAAAUACGGAGAAAAUGUUCUUCCACCUUAUAUAAACAGGCUGCACUGCAAGAUCCUGGAACCCAAUGCCUCCUUCAUAAUCAUCCAAGAAGUGACGUUUGAAGAUGAAGCCUGCUACAAGUGUCUGUUUAACACCUUUCCACAUGGCAGUCAUGGAGGACAAACCUGCCUUAACAUCCUAAUUGUUCCUGAAUUAAUAACUGAACUCCAUCCUGUUCCUGGCUCUGAAGAUCUCCUUAACCUUCAUUGUUCAGGGGUGGGAAAGCCUGCUCCUGGAAUCUCCAUUUACCCUUCAGAAGCACUAGUGCUCACACAGGAAGAGUACUUUACUAAGAACCCAAAUAGCACAGUGACCACCACUAAAAUAUACAACAUCUCUUUGAAAGCUGUUAGGUCCUUGGGCCUCCAGCACCUGGUUGUGUCCAUGACUCACCCCCUAGAAUAUAAAGAGAAGAUAGUUCAUCUGCCCGUAAAGCAAGAAGGUACCGUGGAUCAUUUCAGGAUAACUGCAAUUAUAUUCAUCAUUUUAUUUCUCAUUUCAUGUGUCAUCGGUGCUCUUUCCUAUAUUUACUUUAAAAAGAAAAGGGGUUCUGGAAAAUUCCGUCAUGCAGAGAGUAGUGAAAGAAAACUCAUUUCCACAUCCUUGACAAUUUCUGAAGUUGAUUGGUUAUACAAGAAGGCCAUGGACAAGCAUUUAUGUUUAUGGUGA
Messenger RNA from Chionomys nivalis (European snow vole), 861 nucleotides. RefSeq names its product OX-2 membrane glycoprotein-like. The coding region runs from base 1 to 861 and encodes 286 amino acids. The transcript has 5 exons. NCBI's taxonomy places the organism in Eukaryota, Metazoa, Chordata, Mammalia, Rodentia, Cricetidae. Gene Ontology annotation, molecular function: cell-cell adhesion mediator activity. The record is from RefSeq and is a predicted model, not a curated record. Gene Ontology annotation, biological process: negative regulation of macrophage activation; regulation of immune response.